CUGCGGGAGAAAACAUCGUUGCGAAGCCUCAUUGCGGUGUCUGGGCUCUGAUCUCCAUGCCAUCACGCGCCUGAAUAAUUCCCUUUGCUGCUGGUUGCUCUGUUCUCUGCCGGUUCUUUGAAUUCCUUCCCACCUCUUCGAUUCUGCUCUCUCCUUCAUCGGAUUGAGUCUGGAAACUAAAGAUGGUUCCUGAAGAAGUUAUGAAAGCUAUUUUCCCUUUGCUGGAGGGUGUUGAUCUUGCUUCCUGCAUGGUAGUAUGUAAGCAGUGGAGAGACAUAGCCCGAGAUGAUUACUUUUGGAAAUGUCUUUGUGCCAAGAGAUGGCCCUCAAUCAACAAGCGACCUAAUCCUCCUACUGUGAACUACUAUAAGUUAUACCAAAGCUUUUAUAAACGCCAGCGUCGAAAAACUCUUCUCCCUCCCAGAAUUUCCUUUGAAGAUUUGGAGUUCUUCAUUGACAUUUGGGCUGAGAAUAGAUUACUUUUCUCGGAAGUGGUUCCUGGCUCCGUGCUGCAGCAAGGAGUUAAAAUUCCACCUCCUGGAGUUUGUGAAAUGCUUAAAUAUUACUUGGAUGAUCCUGAAUUUAAGAUGACAUUACCUGUUGAACCUAGGAUUACCGUAUCUUCGAACCAGACUGCAACAGUUAGUGUCUCUGUGUUGGCUGGGCGGAAGGAUUCAAAUAAGGUUGCUCGCAUCAUUAAUAAGUCUACGUUUGAUUACAUUGAUCAGUCAUCUUACAGGGCCUUGGCUUUUGAUUAUCUCGACAUAUCUCCUGCCUAUCCCUUUUUGUCUGGCAUCCGGGCAUGGAUCUCUCUGCUAUUUAUGGGAGAUGGAAAUGAUGGAGCCAUGGAUGUGUUUGGUAUACAGAUGGAUUUCUGUGAUGUGGCAAACACCAAGGAAGAAGUCCUGUGGCUAUUGGACAUGCUUGAUUGGAAGUAAAAGGCUUGAAGUGUGAUGAUAGAUCCCUAAACUAAAAUAACUGGAAGUAAUGCCAACAUCCUGCGCUGAUCUUCUUAGAGGUUUUACAUGACUUCAUAAUUGAUAUUAUACCUUGAAUGUUCGCAUUCUGUAAAUACUUUAUAUGCUCACCAUCAUUAAUGAGUACAAUCUUUUAUUUAUUUAUUAUUUUUUGGCUUGGAUGCACUAAGUUGGCCAAGUUAGAAGGUUCCAACAAGAUUGUGAGGGCUUGUGUUUUGUAUAAAAUUGAGGGUCAGUCAUAUGUUUAGGACUUGUAAAUCAUAUGGUUUCUUAUAAAUUUUAUAUUGUAUAAAGCUUUUUGGAUAGAUGUUGAUACACAAA
Messenger RNA from Neltuma alba, 1298 nucleotides. Its product is annotated as F-box protein At5g39250-like. Gene Ontology annotation, molecular function: protein binding. Lineage: Eukaryota; Viridiplantae; Streptophyta; Magnoliopsida; Fabales; Fabaceae. The record is from RefSeq and is a predicted model, not a curated record. Bases 183 to 938 code for a protein of 251 amino acids. The transcript has 3 exons.